AUGGCGACACGGAGCAGCAGGAGGGAGUCGCGACUCCCCUUCCUCCUCGCCCUGGUCGCGCUGCUGCCGCCCGGGGCCGUGUGCGCGGCGGGGGCGCAGACGCUGCUCGGCGGCCGCGCGCCCCUGCCCCAGGAGCGGGGCGUCCGCGUGCUGCGGGGCGAGGCGCGCGGGGGGCCGCGGGGGGCGGCCGAGGCGCCGCCGCGGAGGAGACGGAGCGCCGCCCUGCAGCCCGAGCCCCUCCAGGUGUACGGACAGGUGAGUCUGAAUGACUCCCACAAUCAGAUGGUGGUACACUGGGCCGGAGAGAAAAGCAACGUGAUCGUGGCCUUGGCGCGGGACAGCCUGGCACUGGCAAGACCCAGGAGCAGCGAUGUGUACGUGUCUUACGACUACGGAAAAUCAUUCAAGAGAAUUUCCGAGAAGUUGAACUUCGGCGAGGGAAACAGCAGCGAAGCGGUGAUCGCCCAGUUCUACCACAGCCCCGCGGACAACAAGCGCUACAUCUUUGCAGACGCUUAUGCCCAGUACCUCUGGAUCACCUUUGACUUCUGCAACACCCUCCAAGGCUUUUCCAUCCCGUUCCGGGCAGCUGAUCUCCUUCUGCAUAGCAAGGCCUCCGACCUCCUCCUGGGCUUUGACAGGUCUCACCCCAACAAGCAGCUGUGGAAGUCUGAUGACUUUGGCCAGACCUGGAUCCUGAUUCAGGAACACGUGAAGUCCUUUUCUUGGGGUAUCGAUCCCUAUGACAAGCCCAACACCAUCUACGUGGAGCGGCACGAACCCUCUGGCUACUCCACGGUUUUCAGAAGUACGGACUUCUUCCAGUCCCUGGAGAACCAGGAGGUGAUCCUUGAGGAAGUGAGAGACUUCCAGCUCCGGGACAAAUACAUGUUUGCUACAAAGGCGGUGCAUCUUCUGGGCGGUCUACAGCCAGCUUCUGUCCAGCUCUGGGUGUCCUUUGACAGGAAGCCCAUGCGAGCAGCCCAGUUUGUUACAAGACAUCCUAUUAAUGAAUAUUACAUCGCAGAUGCCUCCGAGGACCAGGUGUUUGUAUGCGUCAGUCAUAGUAACAACCGCACCAACUUAUACAUCUCAGAGGCAGAGGGGCUGAAAUUCUCCUUGUCCCUGGAGAACGUGCUCUAUUACAGCCCAGGAGGGGCAGGCGGUGACACGUUGGUGAGGUAUUUUGCAAAUGAGCCAUUUGCUGACUUCCACCGCGUGGAGGGGUUACAAGGAGUCUAUAUCGCUACUCUGAUUAACGGUUCGAUGAAUGAGGAGAACAUGCGAUCAGUCAUCACCUUUGACAAAGGGGGUACCUGGGAGUUCCUUCAGGCUCCAGCCUUCACGGGAUAUGGAGAAAAAAUCAACUGUGAGCUCUCCCAGGGCUGUUCCCUCCACCUGGCCCAGCGGCUCAGUCAGCUGCUCAACCUCCAGCUUCGGAGGAUGCCCAUCCUGUCCAAGGAGUCCGCUCCCGGUCUCAUCAUUGCCACUGGUUCAGUGGGAAAGAACUUGGCAAGCAAGACGAACGUGUACAUCUCUAGCAGUGCCGGAGCCCGGUGGCGAGAGGCACUUCCUGGACCUCACUACUAUACCUGGGGAGACCAUGGCGGCAUCAUCAUGGCCAUCGCCCAGGGCAUGGAAACCAAUGAGCUGAAAUACAGUACCAAUGAAGGGGAGACCUGGAAAACGUUCAUCUUCUCUGAGAGGCCAGUCUUUGUCUACGGGCUCCUCACAGAACCUGGCGAGAAGAGCACUGUCUUCACCAUCUUUGGCUCCAACAAAGAGAAUGUCCACAACUGGCUGAUCCUCCAGGUCAAUGCCACAGACGCCUUGGGGGUUCCCUGCACAGAGAAUGACUACAAGCUGUGGUCGCCAUCUGAUGAGCGGGGCAACGAGUGUUUGCUAGGACACAAGACUGUUUUCAAACGGAGGACACCGCACGCAACAUGCUUUAAUGGAGAAGACUUUGACAGGCCGGUGGUGGUGUCCAACUGCUCCUGCACCCGGCAGGACUAUGAAUGUGACUUUGGCUUCAAGAUGAGUGAAGAUUUCUUCUUAGAGGUUUGUGUUCCGGAUCCUGAGUUUUCUGGGAAGUCCUACGCUCCUCCUAUGCCUUGUCCUGUGGGUUCUACUUACAGGAGAACAAGAGGCUAUCGGAAGAUUUCUGGGGACACUUGCAGUGGAGGAGAUGUUGAAACACGACUGGAAGGAGAACUGGUCCCGUGUCCCUUGGCAGAGGAGAAUGAAUUCAUCCUGUACGCCAUGCGGAGGUCCAUCCACCGCUAUGACCUGGCCUCAGGAGCCACCGAGCAGUUGCCUCUCACCGGCUUGCGGGCAGCGGUGGCUCUGGAUUUUGACUAUGAGCACAACUGCUUAUAUUGGUCGGACCUGGCCUUGGACAUCAUCCAGCGCCUCUGUUUGAAUGGGAGUACAGGGCAAGAAGUGAUCAUCAAUUCUGGCCUGGAGACCGUAGAAGCCUUGGCUUUUGAACCCCUCAGCCAGUUACUGUAUUGGGUAGAUUCUGGCUUUAAAAAGAUUGAGGUAGCUAAUCCAGAUGGUGACUUCCGACUCACGAUCGUCAACUCCUCUGUGCUUGAUCGGCCCAGGGCUCUGGUCCUCCUGCCCCAGGAUGGGGUGAUGUUCUGGACCGACUGGGGGGACCUGAAGCCUGGAAUUUAUCGGAGCAACAUGGAUGGUUCUGCCGUCCAUCGUCUCGUGUCAGAGGACGUGAAGUGGCCCAAUGGCAUCUCUGUGGAUGACCAGUGGAUCUACUGGACAGACGCCUACCUGGACUGCAUUGAGCGGAUCACUUUUGAUGGCCAGCGGCGCUCGAUCAUCCUGGACAACCUCCCCCACCCCUACGCCAUUGCUGUCUUUAAGAAUGAAAUCUACUGGGAUGACUGGUCACAGCUCAGCAUCUUCCGAGCUUCCAAAUUCAGCGGGUCCCAGAUGGUGGUUCUCAAGAGCGAGCUCACGGGGCUGAUGGACAUGAAGAUUUUCUACAAGGGCAAGACAACUGGAAGCAAUGCCUGCGUGCCCAGGCCCUGCAGCCUGCUGUGCUUGCCCAAGGCCAACAACAGUAAGAGCUGCCGGUGUCCAGAUGGCGUGGCCAGCAGCAUCCUGCCAUCUGGUGACCUGAUGUGUGAGUGCCCCCGGGGCUACCAGCAGGAGAACCACACCUGCAUCAAAGAAGAGAACACCUGUCUCCGCAACCAGUAUCGCUGCAGCAACGGGAACUGUAUCAACAGCAUCUGGUGGUGUGACUUUGACAAUGACUGUGGUGACAUGAGCGACGAGAGAAACUGCCCUACUACCAUUUGUGAUCUGGACACUCAGUUCCGCUGCCAGGAGUCUGGGACCUGCAUCCCUCUCUCCUACAAAUGUGACCUGGAGGAUGACUGUGGAGACAACAGCGAUGAAAGUCACUGUGAAAUGCACCAGUGUCGGAGUGACGAAUACAGCUGCAGCUCUGGCAUGUGCAUCCGCUCCUCCUGGGUGUGUGAUGGAGACAAUGACUGCAGGGACUGGUCCGAUGAAGCCAACUGUACUGCCAUCUAUCACACCUGCGAGGUCUCCAACUUCCAGUGUCACAACGGGCACUGUAUCCCCCAGCGGUGGGCGUGUGAUGGUGACAUGGAUUGCCAGGAUGGUUCUGACGAGGACCCAGUGAACUGCGAGAAGAAGUGCAAUGGAUUCCGCUGCCCGAAUGGCACCUGCAUCCCAUCCAGCAAGCACUGUGACGGUCUGCGGGAUUGCUCCGAUGGCGCGGAUGAACAGCACUGCGAGCCCCUCUGCACGCGCUUCAUGGACUUUGUGUGCAAGAACCGCCAGCAAUGCCUGUUCCACUCCAUGGUGUGUGACGGGAUCGUCCAGUGCCGUGACGGCUCCGAUGAGGAUGCGACGUUUGCAGGCUGCUCGGAAGACCCCGAGUUCCACAAGGUUUGUGAUGAGUUCAGUUUCCAGUGCCAGAACGGAGUGUGCAUCAGCCUGAUUUGGAAGUGCGACGGCAUGGAUGACUGUGGUGACUACUCCGAUGAAGCCAACUGUGAAAACCCCACAGAAGCCCCGAACUGCUCCCGCUACUUCCAGUUCCGCUGUGAGAAUGGCCACUGCAUCCCCAACAGGUGGAAAUGUGACGGGGAGAACGACUGCGGGGACUGGUCUGAUGAGAAGGACUGCGGAGAUUUACAUAUCCUUCCCUCCCCUACUCCCGGGCCCUCCACGUGUCUGCCCAAUUACUACCGCUGCAGCAGCGGGGCGUGCGUGAUGGACAGCUGGGUGUGCGACGGGUACCGGGAUUGUGCCGACGGCUCGGAUGAAGAAGCCUGCCCCUCGCCCGCAAAUGUCACUACUGCCUCUGUUCCCACUCACCGUGGGCUCUGUGACCGAUUUGAAUUUGAAUGCCGCCAACCAAAGAAAUGUAUCCCCAACUGGAAGCGCUGUGAUGGCCACCAGGAUUGCCAGGAUGGCCAGGACGAGGCCAACUGCCCCACACACAGCACCUUGACCUGCAUGAGCAGGGAGUUCAAGUGUGAGGACGGCGAGGCCUGCAUCGUGCUCUCCGAGCGCUGCGAUGGCUUCCUGGACUGCUCGGACGAGAGUGACGAGAGGGACUGCAGCGAUGAACUAACUGUAUACAAGGUACAGAAUCUUCAGUGGACGGCCGACUUCUCUGGGGAUGUCACUUUGACCUGGAUACGGCCCAAGAAGAUGCCCUCUGCUUCUUGUGUCUAUAACGUCUACUACAGGGUGGUUGGAGAGGGCAUUUGGAAGACCGUGGAGACCCACAGCAAUAAAACAAACAUGAUAUUAAAAGUCUUGAAGCCAGACACCACGUAUCAGGUUAAAGUCCAGGUCCAGUGUCUGAGCAAAGUGCACAACACCAACGACUUCGUGACUCUGAGAACCCCAGAAGGAUUGCCAGACGCCCCUCAGAAUCUCCAGCUGUCACUCCACAGGGAAGAGGAAGGCGUGAUCGUGGCCCACUGGAUCCCUCCCACCCACACCCAUGGCCUCAUUCGAGAGUACAUUGUGGAAUACAGCAGGAGUGGUUCCAAGAUGUGGGCCUCCCAGAGGGCUGUUAGCAACUUUACCGAAAUAAAGAAUUUGUUGGUCAACGCUCCGUAUACGGUCAGAGUGGCUGCGGUGACAAGCCGUGGAGUGGGAAACUGGAGCGACUCUAAAUCCAUUACCACCGUUAAAGGAAAAGUGAUCCCACCCCCAGACAUCCACAUCGACAGCUUUGGCGAGAAUUCCCUAAGCUUUACCCUGAGCAUGGAGAGCGACGUCAAGGUGAAUGGCUACGUGGUGAACCUCUGCUGGGCAUUUGACACCCACAAACAAGAGAAGAAAACUUUGAACUUCCGGGGGAGCAUCUUGUCACACAAAGUUGCCAAUCUGACUGCUCAUACGUCCUAUGAGAUUUCUGCUUGGGCCAAGACUGAUCUGGGGGACAGUCCUCUGGCAUUUGAGCAUGUCACGACCAAGGGAGUCCGCCCUCCCGCUCCUAGCCUCAAAGCCAAGGCCAUCAAUCAGACUGCAGUGGAAUGCACCUGGACGGGCCCCAGGAACGUGGUUUAUGGUAUUUUCUAUGCUACAUCCUUCCUUGACCUGUACCGCAAUCCGAAGAGCUUGACUACUUCCCUCCACAACAAAACGGUCAUUGUCAGUAGGGAUGAGCAGUAUUUGUUUCUGGUCCGGGUGGUGGUGCCCUACCAGGGCCCGUCCUCUGACUACGUUGUGGUGAGGAUGAUCCCAGACAGCAGGCUCCCACCUCGGCACCUCCAUGUGGUUCGUACCGGCAAAACCUCUGCUGUCAUCAAGUGGGAGUCCCCGUAUGAUGCUCCUGACCAGGACCUGUUAUAUGCAAUUGCUGUUAAAGAUCUAAUAAGAAAGAGCGAUAGGAGCUACAAAAUAAAAUCCCGCAACAGUACCGUGGAGUACACCCUGAACAAGUUGGAGCCCGGAGGGAAAUACCACAUCAUCGUCCAGCUGGGGAACAUGAGCAAAGAUUCCAGCAUAAAAAUCACCACAGUUUCGUUAUCCGCACCUGAUGCCUUAAAAAUCAUCACAGAAAAUGACCACGUUCUUUUGUUUUGGAAAAGUCUGGCUCUGAAGGAGAAGCAUUUUAAUGAAAGCAGGGGCUACGAGAUACACAUGUUUGAUAGUGCCAUGAAUAUCUCAGCAUACCUUGGGAAUACUACUGACAACUUCUUUAAAAUUUCCAACCUGAAAUUGGGUCAUAAUUACACUUUCACUGUGCAAGCAAGAUGCCUUUUUGGCAGCCAGAUUUGUGGGGAGCCUGCUGUCCUGCUGUAUGAUGAGCUGGGGUCUGGUGGGGGCACCUCGGCGUUUCAGGCCGCCAGGUCUACUGACGUCGCUGCCGUGGUGGUACCCAUCCUGUUCCUGAUUCUGCUGAGCCUGGGGGUCGGGUUCGCCAUCCUGUACACAAAGCAUCGGAGGCUGCAGAGCAGCUUCACCGCCUUCGCCAACAGCCACUACAGCUCCCGGCUGGGCUCGGCUAUCUUCUCCUCGGGGGAUGACCUGGGAGAGGAUGAUGAAGAUGCUCCUAUGAUAACUGGAUUUUCAGACGACGUCCCCAUGGUGAUAGCCUGAAAGCUUUCCUCACUAGAAACCAAAUGGUGUAAAUAUUUUAUUUGAUAAAGAUAGUUGAUGGUUUAUUUUAAAAGAUGCACUUUGAGUUGCAAUAUGUUAUUUUUAUAUGGGCCAAAAACAAAACAAAAAAAAAAAAAAAGGAAAGAAAGGAAUGAAUACACUUUGUAGUAAUCAACUGUGAACUUCAAACCAGGUUGAUUUUAGUAACCAAAUUGCUUUGAUUUCGUAUUAAUGUAGUCUUACAGGGCUGUGCUUGCUGGGCAUGCUUUUAAGUCUGUGAGAUAAUUUUGGUUCAGUAAAUUGGCCGUUCUUUUUAUUUUUCUAAGACACAGAAAUGUAUUUAAAUAAAAAACUUCAAGAGAGGGUGAUGGGUGAAAUCCCUCCCACCCCCGCUCAUUGAAAGUGUGCUCAAAUUUUAAAUUUUGUUCGGAUUUAGUUUCUAUGAAAGUGUUUGCGUGUAUUCGGGGAGGGGGGGUGGGGAAGGGAAGGUUCUUUUCUGUAAUUUUGUUAAUUUAUUGGGACUCCGUAAGAGGCAAGGCUUUAGUGGUCAUCUGACUCUGCACGUCACGAGGGGUCGCAGGGCUGAGAGGUGGGGACCAGAAGCAGUUUCAUUGCCGUUCGCGGAACAGGCCGUUUUUGUUCGCUUGUGUGUCACUUAAUGGUGUUUGGCAGGAGAGCACAUUGACUCAUUGCUCAGUUUCAGUUAAACAGAGCUGCAGCUCGGGAGGCCCUGCAAGCCACAGCAUCUUCUCUUACGUUACUGGACAGAAUCUCACUGUAUACGCCUCUGCACAAGAUGUAGCCUUCGGCGCUACACGAUGACAGCACUGCUUCGUUAUACACUGGUGUCAUGGUCAUUGCCACGAACGACUCUGCUCGUGGGAGAGUUCCAGAUCUGUGCCAUGAUAGAUACACUGGCAGAUCGAGUACCUACUUUGUCCUUUGCGGAUAUGUGGUUUUUACUUAACCACAGAAGAAUCUCGAAACCUCGAAUGUAAAGUUUUAUAUUUAUGUUGAGGGUGGCCACUUACUGUCUUGAAAGCUCUAUACCUGAUAUAUGCAGUCAUUUUGAAUUGGGUCAGUGCCUUCUCUCUCUCAUUCUCACUCUCUCUCUCUCUCUCUCUUUCCUUCCCCUCCCCUGUACCCCCACCCAGUGCAAAGAGUGCCAUUCACACAUGGAUACAGGAGAUGGAUGGAUUUGAGACCAUUCUGUCCAAUUGACAGUCGCAGCAACACUACAGUUUAUUCUGUCUGUAGAACAAACUGAGCUUUUUAUUUUUUUUAUUUUUUUUUAUUUUUUUUCAAACUGAGCUUUUUAAAAAUUUUUCCUUCUGCCUUUCAGUGCCACCCCGGUAUUCAGAUCAUGGCCACUUGAUAGGUUUGUGGAAUCCACCAUGGAUUGAUGCUCGUAGGCACCAAUGUCCAGUGCUGCCGUGACUCCUACUGUAUGAGCCUCACUGCAGAACUUCUCAGCGGAGAAGCCUUGAGCUCUGGGGAUAUUCCAAAGUCAUAUUUCUGAAUAUGCAUCCUUUAUAUGCAAGCUUUGUAAAGGCCCCAUCUCCUCUGAGGUGCACUGUAUCAUCUUCUCACAAGUAUUUGCUUUCUUUAAACCAAAAGUAUCAUUCUUGUGUGAGAAUAUAGUUUUGUUCUAUCUAGUGAUUGCCUGGAAAACAAAGAGCCAAUUAAAUUCUUUUAGUUUAAAAAAUUUUAAUUUAUAUAUAUAUAUAUAUAUAUAUAUAUAUAUAGAACAAAGAGUAUUUUAAACUGUAGACACGUGGUAUGUCACGUGCUAAGGCCCCAUGUUAUUUUAACAAGUGGUGAUCACGAUGAGCCUCCUCAGUUUUUUUUUUCCCCUUCCUCUAUGACUUUUUUAAAGAAUGGCAUUUCUUUGACUUUAUCCCGUCUUAUCUUGGAGUUUUGUUCAAAACUCCUAAGCGCUGCCCCCCCUCCCCUUUAGUGAAGCUCUUUAAGUAGCUGAAAGAUGAAUAGUCAGGUGGGAGGCAGAGUCAUUUAAUUGAAGCACUAGAAAGUAUAUUUUCUUCUUUUCUUUUUCUGCCGACUUUUUGUUGGCAUUCGUAAAAGCUGAUAUAAAAGGCUCUGAGACUUCAUUUUCCAUUAUUCUGUAGGCAAGCCUUUUUCCAGAGCCUGUGACUCCGGUGGACAACGUGAGAUAUUUCUGAGCAUCCGGUCGUUGUUAGCAGUGCCUCCCAGGGCCAGCCCAUAGUACUGUAUAGACCGGCCAUUCCUCUCCCCCCCCAUGCUCCCCCCAGAAUAUGCCACUGUGCUGUUUGAGAAAAAGCAGCCUUUUAGGGCUAGAGUAUUUUCUAUAAACAGAAGAGCUACGUUUCUGAAGACUAAGCUAGGUAGAUGCAGCUAUGUGUAAAUUGUAUAUUUUUAUGAACUUUUCACGCACGCACUCUUCCUUCUGCAUAGUUUGGUGGGCUUUGGGUGUACACCUGCCAUCUGCAAGAGUCCAGAGGUUGGAGUGGCCGUAGGAAAUGAGAACACAGAGUAUGUGCAGCCUUUGAAGGGACCCGAUAAUUGUCUUCACUGUGACUGAUUGGAGCCCCUGGUGGUUUGUGAAGAAGGGGCUUUUUAUUUUUAUUUUUAUUUUUAUUUUUUUUGUACCUUUGUUGGAGAUGCCACCUCAGAAGUUCACACUGUACCAGGAAAAGAUUUCGUUCUCUCCCGGCCCACGUUAGAGUGUCCGAAGCCCACAUCCACGUGGACUACAUGGGCCACCAACGGACCACUCCAGUUUGGCAGGCAGGGGGAUUGUGUACAGAUUUUCUCUGGAAGCUGAGUUUUGCCCCUUUGUAUCUUGAAUGCCCCUUGAGCCUUGUGAGAUACGGGUCCAGGCGGAUGAAAUGACAGAGAGUAGAAUUCUGCAGAAGAGUCCGGGGAGGAGACCUGUCUCUGCAGAUGACAGGUGAGAAGCUCCACUAAGUACUGGCUGCGCUGACAUACUGGGUACAAGGUUAUAUGAUGCUGGGUAACUGGAUGAAACUUUGGACUUUGGGAAGAGAGGUGGCUGGGAUUCCAUCUCUGCCCAUAUCACUAGGGACAUUUAGGUGGGAGAGGUGUGGGACACAGCUCUGUGUUCUCUCCUGCCCAUCAUCCUGGCCUACUAGAUUUAGGCUGUGCUUCAGCCAUCUAAGGAAUGUAACCCGUCUCAAACAGUGGCCAUUUGGGGGAGACCUGGGGAGAGUGAUGGUGUGGUUAGGCUCUUACAGAUAAUCACCCACUCCCCCUUGGAGAAUCGUGCCGUCAAAUAUUCACCCAGUGGUCACUCCAUCCUGUAAGAUUACAGUCCCAGUACAUCCUUAAGGGCAGAUACCUCAUCUUGUUAGCUUUGGUUGGUCACUCUCCUACUCACGGGGUGAUGGUGAAUCCCCAAGAAGAUUCUUCUCUUCCUCCGGCAGACCUGGGAAACCCCUCAGAGAAGGGGUCUGGAAGAGAAGUCAACUGAAUACCAUCUCCAUAUUGAUUUUCAGAAUUGACUCUAAAACUCUGUGCAGAAUCUUCACUUUGUUGGGAUUGUAUCUUGACAUUCCUAGUAUGUUAUUUUUAUUAAACUGGAGUGUGUGCUGCCUUUCAGGUACAACUUUUGUGUAAUAAGAGCCAGUGCAUUAAGUUUAUAUAGACUACUUUCUAUGCAAGACUGAGAUAUGGAAUAGAUAACAAGAGGUACGGAUAGUUGGGUACGUAGACAAUGAGCAUGUUCUCAGAAUGGAAGCCACCAUCGGAUGUGGGUUGAGGGAGGAUAGGUUGUGUAUAUGUUUCCGCCCACUAAUUUCGAGCAGCCAUAUUAUGAAGUAAAUCCUCAGAGCCAAGUAACCUAAGAAUGGUAUUCGUUUCAUGUUAUAAUGACGCAAAUGGGAUAAGUGUGAGUGCUGAAGUGGAACAUCAUUCUCAGAUAUUCCAUGUCAUUUCUCAUUUAAAGACUCUUGUUAUGAAUUAUUAGAAACUUUAGGCAAAAUUGAAGUAUUGGCAGCAAAAUAAAGGCCUACUCUGUUCUUAUUUAAAGUGAAACACUGUAUUCUUGUUUCCCUCCAAAGUGAAAUUAGGCAUUUAUGAUUUCAAUCGCCUUGAUACGUUUCCAAAUCACCGAUUUAUGCUGAAGAUUUUACUAUAUUGUUGCACAAUUUUACGAUAAUUUUUGCCUCAAUGUCAACUUUUUUCACUGAAUAAAAAUUUAACUGGGUCAAGGAAACACCUCUACGAAAAUCUA
This is a messenger RNA of Canis lupus familiaris (dog), 10846 nucleotides long. RefSeq names its product sortilin related receptor 1 (gene SORL1). Lineage: Eukaryota; Metazoa; Chordata; Mammalia; Carnivora; Canidae. Gene Ontology annotation, biological process: protein retention in Golgi apparatus; protein targeting to lysosome; post-Golgi vesicle-mediated transport. The transcript is spliced from 48 exons. Gene Ontology annotation, cellular component: Golgi apparatus; membrane. The record is from RefSeq and is a predicted model, not a curated record. Gene Ontology annotation, molecular function: protein binding. The coding region runs from base 1 to 6615 and encodes 2204 amino acids.